Nicotiana tabacum (common tobacco) is the source of this 933-nucleotide messenger RNA. The record is from RefSeq and is a predicted model, not a curated record. Lineage: Eukaryota; Viridiplantae; Streptophyta; Magnoliopsida; Solanales; Solanaceae.
AUGGCUGCCAGCCUUCUCCGUCGACGAACCACCAAACCAGCGACGCGACCAACCAGCNUUCACCCACUUGAAGCCAAUGACAGAACCUUAAGCUUCAACAGAACCUUCAGUCAUCUUGAACCCAGAACUAGCAGCUCACUGGAAAUCCGCCAUUCCCAUUCACCAUCUCCGCCACCGCCUGACAGGCCACCCCUGAAACCUAAAACCCUUCAUCUUCAACACCCAAAACAAACCAACCCCUGCUUCGUCGUCAAGCAAGCCAGACGUCCAGCUGCUGCCGUCCACCAACCUCGCCGGCCAGCAGCUCCAAACGAAAACCAAGCAGGUUGCCCAUCGCCUUCCAUCUUCACGUCGAGCAGCCAUGUUCGGUUUAUUUCGGAUACUUUAGGUCAUGUAGUUCAUCAUCAACCAGCCGGUUCAGCUCCUUUUGGUUUACAAGCUGAACUUCAAAAAAUGACUGCUCAAGAAAUUAUGGAUGCUAAAGCUCUUGCUGCUUCAAAAGGUCAUAGUGAAGCUGAAAGGAGACGUAGAGAAAGAAUCAAUAAUCAUCUUGCUAAAUUGCGAAGCCUUCUUCCCAAUACUACAAAAACGGACAAAGCUUCAUUGCUAGCUGAAGUGAUACAACAUGUGAAAGAGCUCAAAAGACAAACAUCUUUAAUAGUAGAAACAAAUCCAGUUCCAACAGAGAUAGAUGAAUUAACAGUGGAUAAUGCAUCUGAUGAAUUCGAAGAUGGUAAGUUUGUGAUAAAAGCUUCACUUUGUUGUGAAGACAGGUCCGAUCUUUUACCUGAUUUAAUCAAGACAUUAAAAGCACUAAGGUUAAAAACAUUAAAAGCUGAAAUUACAACACUUGGUGGACGUGUGAGAAAUGUUUUGUUCAUAACUGGAGAUCAUAAUUAUAAUCAAGAAGAUGAUUUGAGUACAAGUUCAUGA